AUGCCAAGCUCCAAAUCGGGAUCCGCUGGGCAUGAUCCACCCAAUUCUGGACAAGGUGAUGGUGAAGCUGGACUGUCGAUUUCAAACGAUGCUGCCAUGACAUCUGAGCUUGCAAAACACGACGCGGGAGCGAAGCGCUUACAAGCCAAGAUUGAGUUACACUCGUCGGCAAUUCAGGAGACCCAUUGCAAGAUGCUUUCCAGCCAGUCGCUCAGCACGUCUUAUUGGAACCUUGGCAAGAAUAAGAAGAAGCAGAAAACUGCCAAAUCUUGCUCUAGUCACCAGAGAAGGCCCCACCAGCCAAUUAGUGGAGAUGUCCGUAACCUUGUGGAACACUUGAUCUUUGAUCAAAACAAGAAACAAACUGAGGUUGCCAAAGACUUUCAAAUUUCCAUCCGUCAAGUUCAUCAAAUAAAGAAGACCCAAAAUCAACUCUUUCCAACCUUGCGGAAUUAG
This is a messenger RNA of Puccinia triticina, 456 nucleotides long. RefSeq lists its product as uncharacterized. The coding region runs from base 1 to 456 and encodes 151 amino acids. Lineage: Eukaryota; Fungi; Basidiomycota; Pucciniomycetes; Pucciniales; Pucciniaceae. The record is from RefSeq and is a predicted model, not a curated record. The transcript is spliced from 2 exons.